Molecule: messenger RNA, 5267 nt
Organism: Hipposideros armiger (great roundleaf bat)
Lineage: Eukaryota; Metazoa; Chordata; Mammalia; Chiroptera; Hipposideridae
Gene: UBE2K
Product: ubiquitin conjugating enzyme E2 K
Exons: 7
Coding region: 273-875 (200 amino acids)
Molecular function (GO): protein binding
Source: RefSeq, a predicted model, not a curated record
CGGCUGAGACGUAUGGGGCUACAACGGGAGCGGCUGCGCCGCCCGGUCGGGUCAGCGUCCUGCGCAUGCGCGGAGCCGGCGCCAUUUUGGUGGCCGGGCACCGAGGUGAUUCCAUACUGAAGAGAGCGAGGCGGCCGGGGUGGCAGUGGCAGUGUUCGUGUGCUCGGGUGUGAAUCGCCGAAGGAGGAGGCGGUGGAGGAAGAGGUGGCGGCGGUGGCGGUGGUCGUAGCGGUGGCGGAGGAGGCGGGUACGAAUCAGCUGCGGGCGGAGACAUGGCCAACAUCGCGGUGCAGCGAAUCAAGCGGGAGUUCAAGGAGGUGCUGAAGAGCGAGGAGACGAGCAAAAAUCAAAUUAAAGUAGAUCUUGUAGAUGAGAAUUUUACAGAAUUAAGAGGAGAAAUAGCAGGACCUCCAGACACACCAUAUGAAGGCGGAAGAUACCAACUAGAGAUAAAAAUACCAGAAACAUAUCCAUUUAAUCCCCCUAAGGUUCGGUUUAUUACUAAAAUAUGGCAUCCUAAUAUUAGUUCCGUCACAGGGGCUAUUUGUUUGGAUAUCCUGAAAGAUCAAUGGGCAGCGGCAAUGACUCUCCGCACGGUCUUAUUGUCGUUACAAGCACUGUUGGCAGCCGCAGAGCCAGAUGACCCACAGGAUGCAGUAGUAGCAAAUCAGUACAAACAAAAUCCUGAAAUGUUCAAACAGACAGCUCGACUUUGGGCACAUGUGUAUGCUGGAGCUCCAGUUUCUAGUCCAGAAUACACCAAAAAAAUAGAGAACCUAUGUGCUAUGGGCUUUGAUAGGAAUGCGGUAAUAGUGGCCUUGUCUUCAAAAUCAUGGGAUGUAGAGACUGCAACAGAAUUGCUUCUGAGUAAUUGAUUUACCACCUGUAUGAGUGAGAGAGCUGCGUAUAGUCAAGCUUGCCCCUUCUUGAGGAGCAUCAACAUCUGUUAUUUUUAGGAUUCUGCAUAGAUUUCUUUUAAACUGGCAUUCUUGCCUACUGAUGUUAUCUAGGCACCAUUGGAGACUGAAAAAAAAAGAGAAAAAUCCCUGCUCUGUAAAUAAAGCUAAUUAAACGUCUGUGUAAAUUGAAAAAGGGGAAAUACUUUAAUUUUUUUCUUAAUAGUGUAAAAAUUCUUUGAGCUAAGGUAAAACUAUGGAAAAAACAUGCUACUUUAGUGUUUAGCAGUGUACCAAGACUAGCAAGAGUUUGCUUCAGGAUUUUGUUGAAUAAUUAAGGUAAUAUUUUGAGUGUGUCAGGGCCAUUCAAAUUGUUGGUGUUGCAUCACAGUUACCUUAACUGUUUUUAACAUGGAUCCUCUGUGCCUGUGAAUUUACUUGCAUGCUUGUACUUGACUUCUUAGGAUGGGUAGCUGAAAAUACCACCAUUUUAAGCGUUUGAGAAUUCUUAAAUAUGAGAUUUAUCUAGAAUUGAAGAUGGUGACCUAUUCAGAGCCUUUUUGUCCUUGUCAACAGACUGGGACACCGUAUCUAUUUUUCCCUCUUACCACACACAGCUAAUAUUCUAAUAGUAAAUUUCUCUAUAUUUGGUGGGGAAAUAUGCUGAGGGGCAGUAUCCCUUGCUCCAUUUUCAGGUCGUCCAUGUGGAAUGUUUUGUCAUAGUUCUUCACUCUUAAGACGUUCCUAUAUAAGUAAGUAAAAAUGUAAAAAUGGAGCUGUCAAUUUUGUUUCUCUUGCAAAACCAGUAAAUACUUGAUGAUGCAGUAUUCCCAAGAUUUAAUGAAAGAACCCAACUUAAUUUUUCAGUGUAUUCGACAUCUUUUCUAUUUUUAAACUGAUGAAAUUUUUCUUUGAGAACUUGAAAGGAUAAAAUCAACUGUUGGCAGUUUUUUUAGCCUAAUUUUGGCAUUAUAGAGAUUGCUUUAUUGGAUACUUUAAAAGUCACUCUUGCUUGCAUUUCCUCCUAUUGACACAUGAAAGCUGUGUUGGUGUUUUACUGUACAUACUUCAAAUGCACAUAGGAAUAGAAGUGUGUUAUAAAUCUAGCUUUCUUUAUGAUGUUUCUGAUAAUAUGAGAAUUGAAAACUUUACCUUCUCUUGUACAUAAGUCAGACUUUCUAUUCGUAUUGAAGUUACAUUUCAUUCUAAGUUCAAAAGUUUGAAAAUUGUUAGUUUUGCAAGCUCAAACACUAAUGUGACCAUUUUAUGAAGGUUGAAAUGGAUUUAUGCAGGCAGUUCUAUACAUAGAAACACAGUUCUUAUUAAAUUUUCAGGACCAAUGCAAAAUAACAAAAAUGUAAUGGAAUCAGAAUGAAUUAAAGUAAGGCUGUAUAUUGAAAGUCAUAUUAUAAAAGGUUUGCUUUCUUUUAAGUGUUAUUCUCAUCCUAAAUUAUAAUCAUUAAGUGUUUGGAAAAUAAUUUUGAACCAUAAAUUCAGCAUAAUUUCAUUUGACUUCUCAAUAAUCUUAGAAGCAAUAAAAGAACCAUUGUUAAAUAUAUUGUAAUGUUAAAGAUGUGAAGGUUCUUCCAAAAACUUGCAAGGCUUUCCUAAUCAAUGGUAAACUCUUCUAGUUGAUAUUAUUGCAUACUAAACACAAGUUGCUGUGUUUUUAUCCCCUCUAUGUUUGCUUAAGCAUAAAUUUCUUUAUACAAUCACCUCCUUUCAUUGUAGUUUAGUUACUUUUCUAAAGAUGCCAAAGGAAACAAGAAUUUUCUUUAUUUAUUUUAAAUAACUAAAACUUUGUACUUUUCUUUAUAUUUUGAAGUAAGGUUGGAAUUGUGUGAAAAUGUGGACAGUUUUGUUGCAUUAUUGGUUAGAAUUUUUUAAUUUUAGUGGAGGGCAGCUUGGUAAUAUUAGUAAUAUUUGAGUUAUUUUAAAUCUCAAACACAUCUACCCAGUUUACUAUUUGCCUAUAUUAUCAGGGUAUAUUUAAUUGUCCUGUGGUUAGACAAAGGAGAGAACUCAGAGGUUACUAAAGGUCAAGCAUUACAUACUUAGCUCUAGAAAGCAGCUAUAAUCUUGCCUUUGAUUUUUAUGCACAUUAGCCCUGUAGGGUAUCUACUCAUCUUAACUAUGUUUCAGCAUCCCAGUGCCCAGGAAAUUUAAAAGUACAAUCAAUAUUUGGUAUGAGAGGUUCUCCAUAAUGGAUUUCAUUUCAAAAUUUAUUUACCUCAUUUUCAUUUAAUGUGAUAAUCCCCCUUUCCUUUCUGGUAUAUUUCCCACUGUCAUCCUGUUGUUUUUCUUUGUUUAGUUUUUGUUUGUUUUUUCACUUCUCUGCAGGUAGUUUUAUUUCCCUUCAAAUAGAAAUUAAGGCAAUUCCUUUUUUUCUCUGGUCUUAUAUAUGUUUUGGGAAAAGGACACUAGAAGUACAGGUAUAAGGAAAAGGUACCCUGGUGAAAAUUAUUUUUGUAAUUCUCAAUUUGUUGUGAUUCGUCAGUUUUAAAGGUCUCAAAAAUUAUGGUUAAAAAUCUAUAUAGUGAUAUCCUAUUUAGGACAGCCAGAUUUGCUAGAACUCACUGAUACUCCAAUAGGCUUUUAUUGUAAUCAAGUCUACUUCAUGAGUAUGUGCCUCACUUUUAAAAGAACGAAUAAUUAGUUGUAUAGUAUUUCAGUACAGAUUACUGAAUAUGAAUAAAUAGCAAUUUGUGACCCAAACAAGUAUACAGUAAGUAGUAUAUAAAUAUUUGAGGAACUUGUACUAAAUUAGAUGCUCUGAGUUAGCUCCCGCAAAUGUUUGGAAUUUUGACUGUGGUUUACUUAGACAUGCAUACUUAUAUUUGUUUAGAUUCUGAGUAUUUUGCUUUUGAGGAGAAUUAUCUAUGAAAUGAAAGUAAGUCUGAUUUGGGGGCGGUGAAAGCAUUUCACAUUUGUGAUUGUUGGUGGCGCUUAAAACUAUGCAAAAUAAUUUUUUAAAGUAUAAGAAAAUUGGCAGUUAAAGUGGAUAUUGCUUCUUCAUGCACUACAGAAUGUAGCAUAUCAUGUUACUGUUUAGGCUGCUUAAUAAGUUUAUCAAUGUGAAAAGCAGAUCUUGGCUGUAAAUGUAUGCCUGAUUUGAGCUUUUAAAACUUUGCAAUAGGAGUUAUGAUGAUGUUUCCAUAUUCUUGUAGCAAUAUAGGAAAUAAAGCAUUUUGUCGUUUCAAAGAUUUAAGAUGGAUUUGGGCAGGGAAGCGUUGGAGCCAGGUAUACUUUCUUGUACAUAGAUGGAAACAAUGGAUAUGAAAAAGGAAGCCGUCUGUUUACAGUUAACUUUAUUUCAUGGACUUUUACAAAAUGAUGUUGUGUUAAUCACUUUUUCUAGUUAAAGAAAUUUCAAUUCCAGGGUAUAAACCAUUGAAAAAUUUGCAUUUUCAUUCUUUUAGUACCAGUUUGAAAUAAAUGUUUGAUAUCAGCUAUUUGCUAUCACUGGGGAAGAAGGCAACUUGAAGUAUUUACUGAUAAAUAGCCUUCUUCCCAAAUGUGACUUUUCUGCAGUGUCUACGUAUUAUGUCACACGUUCUAUUUGCACUGUUGCAAUAUGGAUCAAAAAUCUUGUGGCACAGGGGAAGGGGAAUGUCAGUAUCUCCCUUGUCCUGUUUGUUCUGUUACUGCUUUAUUGGACUGAUCUACCCUCAUAAACCUGUGAUCAUCACCUAAAUGUAAGUUGUGAGUGUGUCACCUGUUGCUUGGUUAUUUCAACCAUGCUGCUAUAUGUAAUCAGGUGUGGCACAGUUUAUCAGUUUUGUUCUAGGGGAUGAGUGGAUACAAAUCAUUGCACUGUGCUGUUAACCAAUCCUUGUGUGCUUGCAGUUACUUUUUACAGGCAUCAUAAUAAAAGCUAGACUAUUUCUUUUGGGGGGGAAGAGACUUAUUUAAUGUAAUUUAAAGACUUUUCCAAUAGAAAAUGAAAUACUAUUGAAAAUAAUAUCUAUUUUUUAGCUUUCAGCAAUUGAUGGUGCUUUGUUGUGGUGUCUGCUGGAAGUCUACUGCCAUUAUAGGGAUUCUCAUUAACCUCACCAAGAAAGAAUCUUGCUUGUUAGUUUCUCUAGAUCUCUAUUCUAAACCAUCUGUUAGUGAUGAUAAAUUCUGUAGGAAGGUCUAUUCUGAGCCGUUAACUUCCUGUAAGGGGAAAAUGGGUGGGUUACCAGAAAGACCAUGAAGCAGGGUGGGCUGUGGGUGGAGGGUUGGGUGUUUGUCUUGAGAAUUAAAACUACGAAACACUUUUGUACACAACUGAUUUUUUUAAAAAUAAACACAUUUUUUAAAAUGUUGAAUUUUUUCCCCCCCUUACUGGGAAUUCUUAAAAAUAAAUGCAUGCAUGUUUUCCCCUGAAAA